GCUCCACAAACCUACUAAUUUGGCAGCUGCUGUGGACAGCUUUCAUUUGUGAUUCAGUGUGUUGGCUUUGCUGUCUGCUGGGAUACCAGGAAGGAGGUGGAAGUCUUACAAGAUGUUGGUGCUGGUGAUUGGAGACCUUCACAUUCCACACCGAUGCAACGCUCUCCCGGCCAAAUUCCGGAAACUCCUAGUUCCUGGAAAGAUCCAGCAUAUCCUCUGCACGGGGAAUCUAUGUACCAAGGAGACCUACGAUUAUCUACGGACGUUGGCCGGGGACGUCCACGUGGUCAGAGGGGACUUCGAUGAGGGAACAAGUUACCCGCUGCAGAAAAUAAUCCUGGUCGGGCCAUUCAGAAUCGGCUUGAUCCAUGGCCAUCAAGUUAUUCCCUGGGGCGAUCUGAACAGCUUGGCCAUUUUACGCAGGCAGCUUGAUGUGGACAUCUUAAUUUCAGGACAUACACACAAAUUCGAGGCUUUGGAGCACGAAAACAAGUUAUACAUCAAUCCAGGAUCAGCCACAGGAGCUUACAAUGCCUUGGACAGGUGA
Messenger RNA from Podarcis muralis (Common wall lizard), 547 nucleotides. NCBI's taxonomy places the organism in Eukaryota, Metazoa, Chordata, Lepidosauria, Squamata, Lacertidae. The record is from RefSeq and is a predicted model, not a curated record.